UUCAAGAUCAAGAUUAAUCUAAAAUGGACAAGAAGGGAUCCAUCUUGAUGCACAAGUACGAGCUAGGCCGACUUUUAGGCCAAGGAACCUUCGCAAAAGUGUACAACGGCAGGAACAUUGCCACCAGCCAGCACGUCGCCGUGAAGAUCAUCGACAAAGAGAAGGUGAUGCGUGUUGGCAUGAUCGACCAAAUCAAGCGAGAGAUAUCAGUGAUGCGUCUUGUCCGACACCCCAACGUCGUCCAGCUCAAUGAAGUCAUGGCUACCAAGACCAAGAUCUACUUCGCCAUGGAGCUUGUCAAGGGUGGUGAGCUCUUCAACAAGGUUGCCAAAGGCCGACUCAAAGAAGACGUUGCUCGCAAGUACUUCCAGCAGCUCAUUGGUGCCGUCGACUUCUGCCACAGCCGUGGCGUCUACCACCGUGAUCUCAAGCCAGAAAACCUCCUCCUUGAUGAGCACGGCAAUCUCAAGAUUUCUGACUUUGGUCUCAGCGCCCUUUGUGAGUCUCGCCGCAAUGAUGGCCUUCUUCACACAAUGUGUGGCACGCCAGCGUAUGUCGCACCAGAGGUGAUCAACAAGAAAGGGUAUGAUGGAUCUAAAGCCGAUAUCUGGUCUUGUGGUGUCAUUCUCUUUGUCCUUCUUGCUGGCUUCCUUCCUUUCCAUGACUCUAAUUUGAUGGAAAUGUAUAAAAAGAUAAUCAAAAGUGAGUUCAAAUGCCCUCAAUGGUUCUCCACUGAUGUGAGGAGGCUGUUGAGUAGGUUGCUUGAUCCUAAUCCUAGUACUAGAAUCACUAUGGCUAAACUCAUGGAGAACUCUUGGUUCAAGAAAGGGUUCAAACCAGUGGAAGGCCAUCAAAAGCAACAACAUAUAGAAGAAGAAGAAGAAGAAGUAUUUCAAGAAGAAGAGGAUGAGAAGGACAAGAAAACUACGGCGAUGAUGAAGCCGACAUCACUGAAUGCAUUUGAUAUAAUAUCAUUGUCGCCGGUGUUUGAUUUAUCGGGGUUGUUUGAGAGGAGAGGGGAGAGGGAGAAGGUGGAGUCGAGGUUCACGACACAGAUGCCGGUGGCGAUGAUAGUGUCGAAGCUGGAGGAGAUUGCACAGGUGGAGAGUUUUAAGGUGAAGAAGAAGGAAGGGAUGGUGAAGUUGCAGGGGAGUAAAGAAGGGAGGAAAGGGUUGCUUGCAAUAGAUGCAGAGAUAUUUCAGGUCACACCAUCGUUUCAUGUGGUGGAGGUGAAGAAGAGAGCUGGAGAUACAUUGGAGUAUAACCAAUUUUGUAAUAGGGAUCUCAAGCCAUCGCUUAAGGAUAUUGUUUGGACAUGGCAAGACCAGGGACAAGAGCAAGGGCAAGGAGGAGAUACUUCGGCGCCGGUGCAGGCGGCUGUGCCGGCGAGGACUGACUAAUACUUUGUUGACAAUUCUUGUAUU
This is a messenger RNA of Dioscorea cayenensis subsp. rotundata (Guinea yam), 1424 nucleotides long. RefSeq names its product CBL-interacting protein kinase 5-like. Lineage: Eukaryota; Viridiplantae; Streptophyta; Magnoliopsida; Dioscoreales; Dioscoreaceae. Gene Ontology annotation, biological process: signal transduction; protein phosphorylation. Gene Ontology annotation, molecular function: protein kinase activity; ATP binding. The record is from RefSeq and is a predicted model, not a curated record.